AUGGAAACCGCGACUGGAGAAAUCACCAUCGUUUGCAACCACUGUGACAGAGACAUCCCAUCACUAAAUAUCGAUCUGCAUCGUGUACAUUGCGCCCGGAAUCUAGAAAAAUGCAAGAUUUGUAGCGAUAUGGUGCCGAAAAAGCACGCCGAGGAACACUACCUGAACACUCAUGCUCCGGUAGCAUGCUCGAUGUGCAAAGAGACCAUAGAACGUGACGUUAUCGAUAGUCAUGAAAGAGAAAUUUGCCCCAAGAGGAUUGCAACGUGUGAGUUUUGUGAGUUUCCGUUACCUGCAAUUGAUCUUCCUGAGCAUCAGGAAGUAUGUGGCAACAGGACAGAGCUCUGUUACCAAUGCAACAGCUAUGUUAGAUUGAGAGAAACGUAUAACCAUGAAACCAAAUGCCCUGGUACGGUGCUCAACAAUGUUGAAUCAUCCAGAAGGGUCCCGAGAGCAGCAGAAGGAGAUGGGAACGGAAGGAGGAGAAGAGAUGAGAACGGUGUUUCGAACAAGAAGCUUUUCUUCACUAUAGCGAUUACGGGAAUCGCUGUCUUGAUAGGAUCAUUGUUCUUUCAGAGGAAGCCUGAGGGGAGCUAA
This is a messenger RNA of Microthlaspi erraticum, 597 nucleotides long. Lineage: Eukaryota; Viridiplantae; Streptophyta; Magnoliopsida; Brassicales; Brassicaceae. The record is from the annotation of a GenBank genome assembly.